AAACAGCCCGGUACUGUUGUUUUUGGUGCAGUGCUGAGUCUGAGAUGGAAUAUUCUCCUUUUUUUUAAUAUCUAAACCUUUUACAGAAGAGUCUGAAAUAUACAUAUAAAUUUUUCUACAGCCAGGAGAGCUAUUUCAAUCCGACAACCUAGCCUUCUUAACCAGAGACUUGCUGUGACAGUCCAGUGACUAGAGGAGACCAUGGGCAAAAGAAAAGUACCAGACUUGUAUCGAGCCCCUUUCCCUUUAUACACUGUUAAAAUUGACCCCAAAACUGGAAUCGUUCUGACUGCCGGAGGGGGCGGAGCAUCUAAGACAGGAAUUAAAAAUGGAGUGCACUUCCUUAGUCUGGAGCUGGUUGGCAGCCAGCACAGUGCCACUCUGCUGCACUCUCAUGAUACAGAGACGCGGGCCACCAUGAACAUGGCGCUGGGAGGAGAUGUGGUUGCUGCUGGACAGGAUGGCAACUGCAGCCUGAUGAGAUUCAGACAACGCGCACCUAAAGAGGGACAAUCAGCGCCCACAAAGGAUGGAGCUGGGCAGCAAGGAGGUGCCAGAAGACGAGGGGGGAAAGGUCAGAAUGGAGGCGGGGACGUGGCUCAGAUGAAGGACGAGUCACUCCAGGUUCUGGUGGAGGAUGUUGGAACAGUGAAGUCUGACCUCAGCCCUCAAGACCCGAUGCAGAAGUGCGUGCGCUUCAGCUCUGACCUGAAGCUGCUGCUGACAGGAGGGGCUGAUGGUUAUCUCCGAGCGUGGGAGUAUCCCUCCUUGAAGGAGAAGUUGAACUUCAAAGCUCACACAGAUGAGGUAGAGGACUUGGACAUCAGCCCUGAUAACAAGCACAUUGUGACAGUAGGGCGUGAUUUUGCAUGUAACGUGUGGAGCGGUGAUCAGCUGGCAAUGGGUUUAUGUUGGCAUGAAAACAUGUCACAUAUUACAGAGAAGAUGUAUCGCUAUCAGUCAUGUCGGUUUGCAAAGGUUGAGGACCAAAAAGACGCAUUAAGACUAUACACUGUCCAGAUUCCCUACAAACGUGAACGUAAACCUCUGCCUUGCUACCUCACCAAAUGGGAUGGAAAGAGCUUUCUUCCUUUGCUUACUAAAACAUGUGGCAAUGAAGUGAUCUCCUGUUUGAGUGUGAGUGACUGUGGAACGUUUCUUGGCCUUGGCACGAUCACAGGAUCAGUAGCUAUCUAUAUUGCUUUCUCUCUGCAGAAGUUGUACUAUGUACAGGAAUCUCAUGGCAUUGUGGUGACAGACCUGGCUUUCCUACCUGAUUCCCCCAAAUGCAAACCUGUAAAGGGAAAUAAUGAAGUGGCAGUGUUGAGUGUGGCUGUAGACAGUCGCUGUCAGCUGCAUGCAGUGUCCAACAGAAGAUCUGUUCCAGUAUGGCUUGUACUGUUCCUUUGUGGCCUGCUGCUGGUGGGCGUCGUUCUGCUCUUGCAGCAUCUCUUCCCAGGGUUCAUUUAAUGUUGAGCUCAGUCUGAGAGGGGGUGGAAAACAGCCCAACUGCACCACAACCACCGCCAGUCUUCAGCAGCCACUCUUUCACAGUGUAUACCAAAAUGACUAGAGCUGAAGCUGCUGGAAUUCCACUAAUGAGGAUUGUUCUGAUGUAGGGAAUUUGAAUAACAGUGUUUAUCACUCGUUUUUUUUAAUACUGAAGAAUAAUCUCUGGAGCAUGCAUAGACACUCUUUAAUUUCUGGAUGAAGAACUGGGUUUUACCCGAUGAUGGAGCCAACUUUCUGCAUCCUGAUGCUGAGCUUCGUCUGUCUGCCAUCUCCCAUAUCAACUUGUGCUGCUUGUGGGGCAGACGGAACAAAGAGAAAUACAUCCCUCUUUGCUUUUUAAGAUGCUCUAAUGGAUGUGAUCUGUUUAUCCAAAAGACACUUGUGAAGUCUGUGUAAUGCACAGAGAGGACAGAUAUUUUUAGUUAUUUAAAACAGAUGGAAAAUAUAAUUAUACUUCUAAAACAAAGAAAAUGUUGUGUUGUGGGUCUGUCUGGUCUGUCCUUCUGUAUUUAUCAUGUUGCCUGAUAAUGCACAGAUAAGAAAAGGGGGAAAUUGAGCAAAAGACAAUUAAGGCUUUAAACAAAAGGGAAAAUAAUGAGCUUAACCUAUAUAAAACAAAUUUAUUUAAUAAGGGUGCUAUUUACGUAACCAUGUUCUGUUUUUAUUUAAAACAAAAGAAAUUGCAUUAACUAUUACAUUUUUUUUGUACUAAUAUUGUUACAUUAUGAAAGCUAAAAUGUACUGUACACACAUUUUGUAAUUUCCCUGAAUUUCAUUGUCUUUCUACUUAGGUUUAUGUUUACGUUUAUGUUUAAGUCAGCUAUAGGACUGGAUAAUAAUUCAAUAUCAAUGUGUAUCACAAUAGAACAUGUUUCAAUAAUGGUGAGGAUAUUUAAACAUAUUUCCAACAUUACAGUUUACAUGAUUUUCAGAAUCUACCACUGAUUGAUUUUUAUUGCAGGGCAUAUUACUGUACAUAAAUUGAAAAAAUAUUUUUUAUUAGCACAUACAUGCAUUGUUUGCAUUGUUGCAGUUUUCUAGAGUCUUUUAAAUUAUCCAUAUUGAUAUCAAAAUUAUAUUGUAUGAACCAAAAUGAAAUACACUGUGAUAUAAAUUUUACCAAUAUCAGCCAGCUAUGAGUUACAGUCAUGCAAAAAAUAUUCUGUCUUUGACGGUUUAAAUUGGGACCUGUUGUGUUUUCAGUUGAGUCACACUUACAUGACGAAUGAACCAAUAGAAAUGCUCCAAAAUUACUUUCUAUUUUGACUGAAAAAAGUUCUUUUUUUCUUUUUAUGUUAAACGAUAAGAACCUAAACCCAUUUCUGAAUAUUGAUACCAAGUUCCAAAUUUAUUCAGAUAAAUUCAGUGAGCGGCU
Molecule: messenger RNA, 2887 nt
Organism: Astyanax mexicanus (Mexican tetra)
Lineage: Eukaryota; Metazoa; Chordata; Actinopteri; Characiformes; Acestrorhamphidae
Gene: preb
Product: prolactin regulatory element binding
Exons: 10
Coding region: 202-1470 (422 amino acids)
Biological process (GO): protein secretion
Cellular component (GO): endoplasmic reticulum membrane
Molecular function (GO): guanyl-nucleotide exchange factor activity; protein binding; GTPase activator activity
Source: RefSeq, a predicted model, not a curated record